This is a messenger RNA of Musa acuminata subsp. malaccensis (wild Malaysian banana), 2674 nucleotides long. RefSeq names its product proline-rich receptor-like protein kinase PERK9. Gene Ontology annotation, biological process: protein phosphorylation. NCBI's taxonomy places the organism in Eukaryota, Viridiplantae, Streptophyta, Magnoliopsida, Zingiberales, Musaceae. Gene Ontology annotation, molecular function: protein kinase activity; ATP binding. The record is from RefSeq and is a predicted model, not a curated record.
AAAGAGGCGAGGAGGUGAGGUCUGCUCUGUUUACAGCUCGGGGGCAUUCUUUAGUUUUAUGGGAGAUUUGUUUUUGGCGACGUGCUCGACUUGAGCUGGCAGGCUUAGGAGGUCGGCCGAGACUUUGUGCGAGUUGUGUUCCUCCUCAUGGUUCGCCCUUCCGGUGUGGAAUCUUUUGAUAAAGGUAAGGUGGGACUCGGCGGAGCUUGUUCGGGAAAAGGUUGCGUUUUUGGGGUUGGGCAUUCGCUGCGGAAUGCAGUGCUCGUUUUGGACUGUGGAGCUUGGCGCUUUGGGAUCGGGAACGCUCUCGGUCGGUCCUUGUGUCGGGCAAAUUUUGAGAAAGGUGGGAUCUUUCAACUCUUGUGCAGAGAAAGUCGUGAGUUCUGGAUGGAUUUGCUUGUGGCUAUGUGCUAAAUUUACUACUGGGGUUUUGGCAUUGCAAUCUUGGAGUUCGAUGGGUAUCGAUCAGUGCGUUCGAUGGCAUUGCAAUCUUGGAGCAUGUUAAUGUAAGGGGAGGAGCUCAAACUAGUCUGACGCUCUCCUCCUCCUCCUCCUCCUCUUCCGGCGGCGGAAAGAAGAUUUGUUUGUCUUGAAAAAUAUAAAGGCAUGUCCUCCCCUCCACCCUCUCCGUCGGCGACACCACCUUCAACUUCCCCGCCUCCACCUACUUCCCUCUCCCCGCCUCCCCCCUCCAACUCACCACCCCCUGCUCCCAAUGCCCCUCCUCCUACCCCUCCCUCUCCACCACCAGCAUCAUCACCACCGCCAACACCACCACCCCCUGCGGAUGUUCCUCCUCCACCUGUUGUCACUUCUCCGCCGCCACCGGACCCCCCACCACCAUCUGUUUCUCCUCCACCGCCGGCAUUGUCUCCUCCACCGGCUUCAACUCCGCCUCCACCACCUUCUGCCUCCCCUCCUCCUCCUCCACCACCAUCUGCUACACCACCGCCCACUAACUCACCACCGCCUCCACCAUCUGCUACACCACCGCCCACUAACUCACCACCGCCUCCACCAUCGGCUACACCGCCGCCUACUAUUUCUCCCCCGCCGCCUGGCAGCCAAUCACCUCCUGCCCCUGCUCCCAGUAAUUCUACGGGCGGUACACCUCCUGCUCCACCCAAACCCCCUUCUCCUCCUUCACCCUCUCCCUCUGCCUCACAUCGAGCUCCAGCUGAUCCGAUCAGCCCAAGUUCCAACGGGUCGGGAAUUCCUACUUCAGAUGUGGGACAGAAGAGUGGCCAAUCCUCAGGAGAUGGCGGCAUGAAGGCUGGACCUGCUGUAGCUGUUGCUCUGGUAACUGCUGUUGUGUUACUUGGCCUGCUAGGAGCCAUCACGUGGAUCGUAAGGAGAAAGCGAAGGAAGCCACCUGCUAACUAUGAAUCAGGCUUUGCCAUGUCUUCACCAUACCAGUCCUCAGUAAUGUCAGAGUCGUCCCACCAGAGGUCUCCAUCGGCUCCUCUUGUACACCACCACAACCACCACAAGUCUGGAAGUCUGGCAUCUGAGUCGAUGGUAGCCAGCACGAUAGGUAGCGCAACGUCGUGGUUUUCCUACGAAGAGCUGUACGAGAUAACCAAUGGCUUCUCACCUCAGAAUAUUUUGGGGGAAGGAGGAUUUGGUUGUGUCUACAAAGGAUGCUUAUCCGACGGAAGAGAAGUGGCUGUGAAGCAAUUGAAGGUGGGCAGUGGCCAGGGAGAGCGCGAAUUCAAAGCCGAAGUUGAGAUCAUCAGCCGUGUCCACCAUCGCCAUUUGGUCUCGCUCGUUGGAUACUGCAUCUCGGACAACCAAAGACUGCUCGUGUAUGACUACGUCCCCAAUGGAACACUCGAAUCUCAUCUUCACGGGAAAGGAGGGCCGGCCAUGGAUUGGGCAACGAGGGUUAAAGUCGCAGCUGGUUCAGCUCGUGGCAUAGCUUACCUGCAUGAGGAUUGUCAUCCGAGGAUUAUUCACAGAGAUAUAAAGACUUCGAACAUUCUAUUGGACAACAAGUUUGAAGCUCAGGUUUCUGACUUCGGGCUUGCAAGGUUGGCCAUGGAUGCCUGCACACAUGUGACCACACGUGUAAUGGGGACUUUUGGAUAUUUAGCCCCAGAAUAUGCAUCCAGUGGCAAGCUGACCGAGAGAUCUGACGUGUUUUCCUUUGGAGUCGUGCUUCUGGAACUCAUCACCGGAAGAAAGCCUGUUGAUGGCACUCGUCCUUUGGGCGAUGAAAGCCUCGUUGAGUGGGCUCGACCAUUGCUAGCCCAUGCCAUCGAAACUGGAGAGUUUGGAGAACUACCCGAUUCGAGGCUGGAAGAUGCCUACGACGACACCGAAAUGUUUCGGAUGAUCGAAGCAGCUGCUGCAUGUACCCGUCACUCCGCAGCAAUGAGGCCUCGAAUGGGAAAGGUGGUCAGAGUUCUCGAUAGUUUGAGCGACGUUGACCUCCACAACGGUGUCAAACCGGGUCAAAGCGAGGUGUUCAACGUGGGACAGACGGCAGAUAUCAGAUUGUUUCAGCGGUUGGCAUUUGGGAGCCAAGAAUUCAGUUCGGAGUAUAGCCAGUCCAAUUGGAGUCGUCAAUCAGAACUGUGAUCCAAUUGGACCCCAAGAACAGCAGUUGACUUUUGGUCAAACUUAUAUUUGUACCCAUUAAAUUCAAACAGGAUCGGAUCCAAAUUUUCAUUUA